CUCCCGCACUCGGCCGUCUUGGAGUAGAUAUUGAUUUUCCCCCGUGACUGACACAAACAUGUCCGCCAAGGUAGUCGCGGUUCGCCCGUAUCGGAACUCGAACAUGGCGUAAUUUUUUGAAUAUUCGCAUGAUCGAUAUUUCAUUAAUUAAGUUAUCCAGCGAGGUGUCACGGAAUUGCGAGUCUGCAAGACGUCGAAUUAAAAUGUAGUUGUAUUAGUGGGGCGAUACCUCAAAAUAAUAUGGAAGAUAGUGGCAUCGAUAGCGGAGAUCUCAAUGGGGAUUCAAAUUCUAAGCCGACGGCUAGUGAUACGUCGAGUGCGGGAAGCAGUAGAUCGCCUUCCAGAUUAUCGGCAGCAACGUCCCGUCAUCUUCAGCGAAAGCUCGAGGCCAGAAUCGAGCACGUCAGAAGACUGCAUCAAGAUUAUAGCAACGCGCCCCCUCUAAUACCCAUUCAGAGGCUUCCAAUUCCCGGAGUUAAGGAUCAUCAACCUUUAGUACAAUGGGACACCGAUGACAGUGAGGAGGAUAUCGUCAACUUUUUUCCGAUGUCGCGUAAAGAAUCAAAGGGUCAUCAAGAGUUGACAGAUACCUUCAGCAUAGAAGAAAUGAGCAUUUCCGGCGAUGACGACGAAGAAGACUUACACCUAGUGCCACCGCAGACCAUCUACAAGAAAUUUGGAUGUUGUUCCUUCAACUUUUGCGUUAUCAUGUAAUUUAUAUAAUAUAUCGAACGUAUAUGCUAAAUAAAUUUUAUAUGGAAAGUUAUCUCAUGUAGCAACUUAUUAGGCGUAGUGACUAAGAAAUAUUGUGCCGAAGUAAAAUUAUAUUUAUUUAAAAAUUUG
This is a messenger RNA of Cylas formicarius (sweet potato weevil), 843 nucleotides long. RefSeq lists its product as uncharacterized. Lineage: Eukaryota; Metazoa; Arthropoda; Insecta; Coleoptera; Brentidae. The record is from RefSeq and is a predicted model, not a curated record. Bases 241 to 714 code for a protein of 157 amino acids. The transcript is spliced from 3 exons.